UUUUAUUAUUAUAAAAAUCUACGUGUGUUGUAUUAUUUCCUCUCUAAAAUAAAAAUAUCUAUUAUCUCUUCCUCAGUCCUCUCCCCGUGUCUCUGUCUCUUCCUGAACCGAAUCUAAUUGGAGAGAGGCUUCAGUCUGCCACCAACAGAAAUAGUUAUCGUCAAGUCCACACUCCACAUUGUAACAGAUCCAUGGAUCAUCGUCAUUGGCGCUUCUUCAUUAUGCUUUUCAUUACCGCAGCAAUAGGACUUGUUUCGUCGUUAGGGAUAAACUACGGCCAAAUAGCGAACAAUCUUCCUUCACAAGACGACGCCGUUGCGUUGGUGAAAUCCAUCGGAGCGACGAAGGUGAAGCUCUACGACGCAGAUCCACGCGUUUUGAAAGCGUUCGCGAACACCGGAGUGGAAUUAAUGGUAGGUCUGGGAAACGAGUACUUGUCUAGAAUGAAAGAUCCGAAACAAGCACAGGCAUGGAUCAAAGCCAACCUCCAACCCUACCUCCCAGCCACCAAAAUCACCUCAAUCUUCGUCGGGAACGAGGUUCUGACCUUCAACGACACCUCCCUAACCUCGAACCUCCUCCCAGCCAUGCAGAGCGUGCACGCCGCACUCAUCAACCUCGGUCUCGACAAGCAAAUAACCGUCACCACUACUCACUCCCUUGCCGUUCUCCAAACCUCCUACCCUCCCUCGGCAGGAGCCUUCCGUCCGGACCUAGCUCCGUGCCUAGCUCCAAUCCUGAGCUUCCAAGCCAAAACCGGAUCUCCGUUCUUAAUCAACGCGUACCCCUACUUCGCAUACAAGGCGAAUCCGAAGCAGGUUCCGUUGGAGUACGUGCUCUUCCAACCCAACGAGGGGAUGGUGGACCCCUCCAGUAACCUCCACUACGAUAACAUGCUUUUCGCGCAGAUCGAUGCGGUGUAUUCCGCGUUGGAUUCCUUGGGCUACGGGAAGUUACCGGUUCACAUCUCAGAAACCGGUUGGCCUUCUAAAGGGGAUCAAGACGAAGCCGGUGCGAAUCUCGAGAAUGCGAAGAAGUAUAACGGGAAUCUCAUUAAGAUGGCUAUGAGCAGCAGCAGCAGCGCCAAGAAGGGGACACCGUGCAGGCCCAAUGAGGAUUUGAACAUUUACGUUUUUGCUCUGUUUAAUGAGAACAUGAAGCCCGGCCCAGCUUCCGAAAGGAACUAUGGGCUUUUUAAGCCCGAUGGGACCCCUGCUUACCCCCUUGGCUUCUCUCUGGCUUCUGUGCCAGUCGUCGCCGGUAAUAACAAUACCGGCGUCGCAAGCACGCCGCCGCAACCAACGUCACCGACUUCUUCCACCGGCUAUUUGUCAAUUUCCUCUGCUUCCUCUCUGGAAAGAUGUCGUUUACUUGGGCGUUCUUUAUCCUUUUUGGUGCCGUUGGUGAUGGAGCUGUUGAUUUUGAAGUUUUGAGGAUUUGUGGGUUCAGAAUCCAAAGAAAGACACUGGGGCAUGGCAAUGGGGAGGAAGAGCAAAGGCAGAAUGAGAACGGAGUAAAGUGAGUACACGUCGUCUUUGCAGUGAGAUGUCGCUUACUGGUCUAGGAAGUAAAGGUAGUUGUUUCAGGAGCUUUUUCACUCCCCACCCCCGGGACUAAUUUUAUGUACUACAGGAAUAGAUACAUUGAUUGGUAUUUUUAUCAGACAUUAUUUCAUAAUAAUGUGAUACGAUCACAUUUUGCUUUGCAGUAUUCAA
Molecule: messenger RNA, 1715 nt
Organism: Glycine soja
Lineage: Eukaryota; Viridiplantae; Streptophyta; Magnoliopsida; Fabales; Fabaceae
Product: glucan endo-1,3-beta-glucosidase 11
Exons: 4
Coding region: 192-1433 (413 amino acids)
Biological process (GO): carbohydrate metabolic process
Cellular component (GO): plasma membrane
Molecular function (GO): hydrolase activity, hydrolyzing O-glycosyl compounds
Source: RefSeq, a predicted model, not a curated record